Fonsecaea multimorphosa CBS 102226 is the source of this 1506-nucleotide messenger RNA. RefSeq lists its product as uncharacterized. The coding region runs from base 1 to 1506 and encodes 501 amino acids. NCBI's taxonomy places the organism in Eukaryota, Fungi, Ascomycota, Eurotiomycetes, Chaetothyriales, Herpotrichiellaceae. Gene Ontology annotation, molecular function: N,N-dimethylaniline monooxygenase activity; NADP binding; flavin adenine dinucleotide binding. The record is from RefSeq and is a predicted model, not a curated record. The transcript is spliced from 2 exons.
AUGGCCUUCAGUCCCUUUUUCUGGCUCUACGCCAUCCUCCAAUGGGUUCUCGACAAGAUAUUUUCACCACACCCACCACCUCCUAAUGCGCACCUCCGCCGUCCUAAGAUUGCAGUGAUUGGUGCCGGUCUUACCGGUGUCUCUGCGGCAGCCCAUUGCGUUGGCCAUGGCUUCGAGGUGACUAUAUUUGAAGCCGACGAUGAGAAGCACGUCGGCGGGAUAUGGACACACGUGAACACAACUUCUGGUCUUCAAAUCCACAGUGUCAUGUAUCGAUUCCAUCCUUCUGUUCAUUGGAGUGGAGGAUACCCGCACCAACACCAGAUCGUCGAUCAAGUCCAGCAGUUGUGGCACAGGUACGAACUCGAUCAGAGAACGAUCUUCAAUACAAAGGUCGAGAAAGUCUACAAAGACAAGCAAGGCCGAUGGAUCAUCAACAACCCCUCCAACGGCCGUUUUGAUGGAAUCAUACCGGCGAUUGGGACAUGCGGAGCUCCGAAAAUGGCUCACUUACCUGGCCAAGAGACCUUCAAGGGAGGCAUCUUCCACUCUUCGGCCUUGGACGGUGUAGAUGCGAAAGGAAAGAAGAUCCUCAUUGUUGGCGGCGGCGCAAGUGCGGUUGAAGCGUUGGAGUGGGCUGUCAAUACAGGAGCUGCAGAAAUCAAGGUGCUGGCUAGAUCUGACAAGUGGAUCAUUCCCCGAAAUGCGCUUGUGGACGCACUUCUUGCCUUCAACAUAUUCGGUCAAGAAACCCUGCUAUCGUGGAUUCCGGAGAACCUCCUGCGCUUAUUCUUCUACCGCGACCUCAGAGAUAUAGCACCGGCAGAUCAGGGCCUGUUCACGGAGACCCCCAUGGUCAAUUCGGAGAUCUUCGAGCAGAUACGUGCUGGAAAAGCAGCCUGGUUCCGAGGGGAUAUCGAGGAGGUCCGUGAGAACGGCAUCUACUUCAAUCACCGGGCAAAGGGUGUGCCUAAGGGAGGGCCCGGACGACAUAAGCUGGUCGAGGGAGAUGUGAUCAUCAUGGCGACUGGCUACAAACGACCAAGCCUUGACUUUUUGCCUGACGAGGUCUUCGAAGACGGCUACCAACCUCCACGAUGGUUUAUACAAUGCUUUCCGCCUGCGGCUCCUUCGAUAUGUGCAAUCAACUCGACUUAUGUAUCGGCUAUCGGAACUGUUGGCAAUUAUCAUAUCGGAAUCUACACGCGAAUGCUUCUGAUGUUCCUCGUCGACCCUCUGACAACUCCUCGCACUUGGUGGAUGAAGCGAUGGGUCGACUUUACCAGUACGAUAAAGUCAUUGGCUCCAACCAAAGCAUUCGACUUCUUCACCUAUUCCGAACUGCUCUACUGGUUCUGCUUUAUCACGCUGAUCAACCCGUUUAGAUGGAAGUGGGCGCUUUUUGUGUUCUUUGGUAUUGGGGAAAACUUGCCCGCCAGCAUUGCGGAGGAAGAAGACAAGCUGAGGAACGAACUGGGAUACGGCAAAAACAACCACCAUGAUUAG